Molecule: messenger RNA, 4386 nt
Organism: Octopus bimaculoides (California two-spot octopus)
Lineage: Eukaryota; Metazoa; Mollusca; Cephalopoda; Octopoda; Octopodidae
Molecular function (GO): protein binding
Source: RefSeq, a predicted model, not a curated record
AGUAUUCGUUCUUUACUAACUGCUACAACCACUCUACUCAAUUAACUUAAACUCUAUCUUGAUGCGGACGUCUGCCUACAAAAGCCCGGCUUGGCCGAAUAGGACGGCAGCUUUCUUGUCGCUCUGUUCUUACACUGGAUUAACCUGACAUCUCUUGGCUUUUCUUAAAGAAAAGGUGGCGGAGGAGGAAGAAGAUAGAUAGAACGACCACCGCUGCACUACAUUCACAUCAUAACACCAUAUAUACAUACAUUACACCACACACAUUCACUUAACCAGCUGUAGUCUAUCAAAUAUUAUUAGCAAGACACACACUGUAGAAACGUACCAUAGAUUUAAGGAAAGUAAAACGCAAACAUAUAAUUUUAGCUUAAUAUAGAUUACAAAACAUAUUCAAACAGUAUUAUAAGGUAUAUAUAUUGCAUAUCUAUUUUCCGCAGCUCAGCUUACAUGUAUGAAUGCGAUAUACAGACAUCUAUAACGUGUAUAGAGAAAUAUGAAGUUCUAGCAGUAAAAACACAUCAGUUACAUCAAUGAACGAUCUCUGCAUAUCGAAUUUAGAUUAAAUAUAUAAGGUUCGAACAUAACACGCAUCUGUGUUUAUAUUUAUAUACUGUCAUAUAGAUAUAUGGUAUACAAAUAUACAUAGCCGUAUAAUAUUUAAAUACAUAGCAUAUACUCAUAGAAAUAUAAACACACGCUUGUGUGGAUAUCUAAUAUAUAUAUAUAUAUAUACAUAUAGUCUUGUUUCUGUCUAUAUAUGUGUCUGUGUGGCGAAACUACCAACUAUAGACUAUACAAGAAGAAGAAGAAAAAAGCGAGAACACAAUUCGGGAUGUCAAAUGAAACGGUUUAAUUAAAUUAGACCACAAAGUCGGACCGCUAUCUGUGUAAGUUAGUGAGAAACCGAAACUGAAUAUAUAUAUUGAAGGGGUGCGAGAGACAGACAGACAGAUAGACACCCGGAUAGAUUAGGAACAGUGAAAGAUUAUCAGUCACCACCACAACAUACAGAUUAGUCGGUGAAACUUGUGAUCAUGAUUCUACAACAGCUAUCUGAUGAGCCACCCCUGGUGCAAGCCUGUUUUCACAAGAACCUCGACGAAGUCCGAACUCUCUUGCAGCAAAAGACUGAAGUUAAUUUCCAGGAUGCCGAGAAAAGAAGUCCGCUCCAUGCUGCAGCUUUCUGCGGUGACCCAGAAAUCACCGAGCUAUUGCUCCAGAAUGGGGCACGUGUCAACACAAAGGACAAUCGAUGGCUAACUCCUCUUCACAGAGCUUGCUGUUCGAAAAAUGAUGACGUCGUCGAGUGUCUUCUUCGACAUCAGGCUGAUGUUAAUGCGCGAGAUAAAAAUUGGCAGACUCCUCUGCACGUUGCAGCUGCAAACAAUGCCGUAAAAUGUGCAGAAUACUUGAUUCCCAUGUUAACCAAUGUAAAUGUGUCUGAUCGUGCAGGGCGCACAAGUUUGCACCAUGCCGCAUUCAACGGACACAUAAAGAUGUUGCAGCUACUGCUUGAGAAAGGUGCAACAAUAAAUGCUUUCGACAAGAAGGACCGGAGAGCCAUCCACUGGGCAGCGUACAUGGGACAUGUGGACAUGGUGCAGAUGUUAGUAGAACACAAUGCUGAGAUCAACUGUCGCGACAAACUGAUGUACACUCCACUCCACACGAGCUGUGCAAAUGGGCAGGAAAAUGUCGUCAAGUUGCUCUUGGAAUUGGGUGUAGAGGUAGAUGCUGUGAAUGUCUAUGGCAAUACUCCGCUUCAUGUCGCCUCUCUCAAUGGCAAGGAUCUGGCGGUACGAGAGUUGAUUCUCUACAAUGCAAACAUCAAUUCUGUGAACCACAGAGGCAUGACUCCUUUACACUACGCUGCUGCAUCAACCCAUGGUGGUAUGUGUCUUGAACUCCUCAUUAAGGCAGGUUCUGAUCCCAAAGUCCAGUGCCAAGAUGGCCGUACCCCUCUUCAUAUGACUGCCCUUCAUGGCAGAUUUACUCGGGCACAGACCUUAAUUGAGUAUGGUUGCGAGAUAGAUGCGUGUGAUAAAUACGGUAACACUCCACUGCACAUUGCUGCACGAUAUGGUCAUGAGCUGAUGAUUAAUACAUUACUGGAAAAUGGAGCUAAUUCUUACAUGCCUGGCUGUAAUGGUAUGGUCCCUAUACAUGUAGCUGCCCUCAAUGGUUAUGUGGACUGUGUGAAGAAAUUGUUUAAUCACAUGGCUGACUUCGAUAUCAAUAUGCCAGAUGAUUGCGGCCGGACUUGUCUACAUGCUGCUGCUGUUAGCGGUAAUGUUGACUGUGUUGAGUUGUUGCUGUCAUACGGUGCCAAUGAAAUGACUUUGGACAAUGAAGGCAGGACGGCUCUCCAUUAUGCUGCAGCACAUGUUCACCAACAGUGUGUGAUGGCUCUUAUUAAUGCAGGCGUUGAUAUCAACCUCCAAGAUAAGCAAGGUUGCACAGCCCUACAUUUUGCUUCUGCUGCUGAUGUUGAUGCCAAAGUUGUGGAACUACUAUUGAAAUAUGAAGCCAAGCCUGGUCUACGGGACCGCAAUGGUUACAACGCUGUACACUACGCGGCACUAAAGGGCCACAAACUUGCUCUGGAAAUGAUCACAUGGACGAUUUGGCAUCUUAAAACUGACAGUUAUCAUUUUGACCCUACUCAACCCACCCGGAUCGAGAACAUACAUUUUAUAUUGCAGAUUCUAGACUCAGCUGCUACAGACCUUCUUCGAACUGGAGCUCCAUAUUCACCUCUUCAUCUGGCAGCCUACAAUGGUCAUGAACAGGCAUUGAAUGUUCUGCUGGGUUACAUAAUUAACCUCGACAUCUGUGAUAUGAAUGGUCGCACCAUGUUAGAUCUGGCGUGUUUUCGGGGUCAUACGGAAUGUGUAAAUAUUUUAUUACAAAACCGAGCUGGAAUAGCGGUCCACGAUUCAGUGAUUGGCAGGACCCCCCUUCACAGUGCAGCAUACAAUGGCCACACGGAAUGUCUACGGGUACUGCUACAUGCUGCAGAGGAUAGUUGCAUAGUCGAUUGUACAGAUGACAACGAAAGAACACCGUUGAUGUUAGCUGUUGCCAAUGGCCACGUAGAUGCUGUGUUAAAUCUCAUCACAUCAGGUGCUAUAGUAAACAACAAAGACAUCCAUGGACGGACGGCGUUACACAGAGGGGCAGCUAACGGUCACGAGGAAUGUGUUGAUGCAUUACUGCACAAUGGUGCAGAAAUCACUGCCAAAGACAUCAAAGGACGCACACCUCUUCAUUUUGCUGCCAUGUGUGGACAUGUGGGCAUCCUAGGUACAUUAUUACAGAUUGGAAUUAUGGGAGACCAAGAAGACAAUAAAGGUUUCACACCACUCCAUUGGGCCUGCUACAAUGGACAUGACAGUUGUAUAGAACUUCUACUUGAACAUAAGAUGACACAGAGUAAAACCUUAUUUACUCCCCUUCAUUGUGCUGUCAUAAAUGGUAAUGAAUCUUGUGUGGAAAUUUUGAUAGAAAAGUUGGGAGACGACAUUGUGAAAGCGACAGAUUCCAAGGGCAGAACACCGUUACAUGCGGCUGCGUUUGGUAACCAUUAUGAAUGCAUGCAGAUAUUGUUGAACCACGGUGCUGAUUGCAACUGUUCUGAUCGGAUGGGACGGACACCGAUAACACUAGCUGCAGCCAACGGUCACUCAACGGUAGUAGAACUGCUGUUGGAAAACGGUGCUGAUCUGUCUUUGGUGGACGAUGACAAAAAUACCCCCCUCCACCAUGCUUGUAUAAAUCACCAUGCCCAUGUUGCUAUGCAACUGUUAAAGAAAAUAAAUGACUCCACGACUGUAAAUAUUGCCAACUCUGAACUGAAGAUACCUUUACACAUUGCUGCCCGGAAUGGGUUAGUGGCCAUUGUUAGAGAAUUACUAUUGAAAGGUUCCAGUGUGAUGGCAUUAGAUGAAAGUGGUUACACCCCAGCUUUGGCCUGUGCUCCAAACAGCCAGGUGGCAGACUGUCUCUCCAUUAUCCUCAACCACAUGAUGCCUUUCCACAACAAUUCCACUUACAGAAUCAACCGUUCCAGUCUAGAGAAUUCACCCUCCGGUGAUGAUGAUGAUGACGUUGAUGAUGAUGAUGAACAUCUGAAACCAAUUGCUUCCAAGGACUGCUGGUAGCGCCGACAGCCUUGGAGAGAUGCUAAAUGAUGGACGAGAUCAAUCCUACCAAAGUUCGGACUCUGAGUUCUACUGACCAAUCAUUUCUUUUUUUUUUUUCUUCUAAAUCUGCAAUUUUUUUCCUGAAGUGGGUGGGGUGGGGGUCUCAUUUUUUUCUCUUUUUAUUUUUAUUUUUUUUAUUAAAAAUCUACUCUUUGUGUUCAUCUCAACACCAACAAUAACA